AUGGUAAUGUCUAUUCGUAGUAAUAACAUCUGUGGUACUGAUAUGCCUAUACUUUCUCAUUGGUCACGCAUUCACGUACAUAAUGCUCAUUAUUAUCGUCAUACUAUUGGUGGCCCUAUUCAUCGCAUACCGGGUCCGGAGGCCAGGGAUACUGUUCCCAAUGAGGGCCACGACAUCAGUAAAGUUUCCCAAUUCAUAUGCCAUGCAUGUCAUACCGGGGCCGCAAUUGCCCCACAUUUAUCGCACCGACCGGAAUAACCCGCAUAAGCCUGAUAACAGUUUUUAUUACUCAUAUCCCGGUCCAUAUACUGUACCGGUUUAUCAUGGUGAUAAUGCUGCUAGUGCUAAUGUUAAUAAUAAUAAUAAUGCUACAGAAUGUAAAGUGGUUAAAUAAGCAUGGCAGUUUUUGUUAAAAUGUUUGUGGAUUAAU
This is a messenger RNA of Medioppia subpectinata, 430 nucleotides long. Lineage: Eukaryota; Metazoa; Arthropoda; Arachnida; Sarcoptiformes; Oppiidae. The record is from the annotation of a GenBank genome assembly.